AUGGUCCGUAGUGGAAAAAAUGGUGGGCUCCACCUGAAGCAGAUUGCAUACUACAAGCGAACAGGAGAGUAUCAUCCCACAACAUUAUCAAGUGAAAGAAGUGGAAUCAGGAGAGCAGCCAAAAAAUUUGUUUUCAAAGAAAAUAAAUUGUUCUAUGUUGGAAAAGACAGAAAACAAAUGCGCCUGGUAAUUGUUUCAGAUGAAGAGAAGAAAAAAGUGCUUGAGAAAUGCCACGAAAAUGCUGCUGGCGCUCAUCAUGGCAUAUCCAGGACACUGACUUUAGUGGAAUCUAAUUACUACUGGACCUCUGUAACAAAUGACGUCAAGCAGUGGGUGUAUGCUUGCGGGCACUGCCAAGUAGCAAAGAAUACAACCACCACAGCACCCAAAACACACCCUAUCAAAGCAGAGGACCCGUGGACAGCAGUCACCAUAGACCUAAUGGGACCUUUUAAUGUUACCAACAGAAGCCACAAGUACAUCAUAAUUAUGACAGAUUUGUUUACAAGAUGGGCUGUUAUCUUGCCACUGCAUGACACUUCAGCAGCUGAAAUUGCUAAGGCAAUCACAAAUGUGUUUUUUGUAUAUGGGCCACCUCAAAAAAUGCCUAUUGAUCAAGGGAAGGAGCUUGUUUAUCAGAUAAAUGAAGAACUGUUUGCAGUGUUUGGCAUGAAACAAAUUGUAUUGUCUUAUCCUCAGACAGAUGAUGUAAAUGAAAGAACAUGCAAGACAAUCAAAGCUUUCCUUAAUAAAUACUGCACUGAUCAUCCAAACAAUUGGGAUGAACAUUUGUCUGCUAUUGCCUAUGCUUUCAAUUUGACAAAUUUGGAACCAGAUCAAAACACCCCAUAUUUCCAAAUGUUUAAUCGUAACCCACAUGUUGUUGAGCCCACAAAUAUAUGUGUCGAAGGAGAAUACAGUAUGUUUGCCAAAAUAUUUGAAGCAACUAAAAAAGCCAGUCAAGCACUGGAAGAAGAGAAAACCUCAGACUGCCAGGUGGAGAAAAACACUUCAGAUGAACAAAAAAUCAGAAACAAAAUCACUAUUAAAAGGAAGCCGAAGCAAUUAAAUACCCUUCGACUUAAAGUUGGUCAUGAAGUCCUCAGGCAAAGAAAAAACUGGUGGAAAGAUGGUCGUUUCCAGUCAGAAUGGGUUGGUCCUUGUAUUAUAGAUUAUAUCACAGAUAAUGGCUGUGCAAUAUUAAGAGAUGCCACAGGAUCCAGGUUGAAAAGACCCAUCAAGAUGUCUCACCUCAAGCCAUACAUAAGAGGGUCCAGUGAAAAAG
Molecule: messenger RNA, 1285 nt
Organism: Pelecanus crispus (Dalmatian pelican)
Lineage: Eukaryota; Metazoa; Chordata; Aves; Pelecaniformes; Pelecanidae
Source: RefSeq, a predicted model, not a curated record